GGCCAGCUCCGCGGCACAGACAGCUGAGUCACACACAUAACGAACAGACAGAUAGUCGCUGGCGGAAACAGAGCAGUUGUAGAUAAGAAAUUGCUCUAAAGGCGCCUUUAAUUUUUGGUCCUCGCUGUCACUGACAACGCUUGGAAAAGAUGCUGACGAUAACCCUGAAGACCCUCCAGCAGCAGACGUUCAAAAUAGAAAUAGACCCAGAAUUGACGGUGAAAGCCCUGAAGGAGAAAAUAGAGGAGGAGCGAGGCAAAGACACGUUUCCAGCCGCGGGGCAGAAACUCAUCUAUGCAGGCAAAAUCUUGAACGAUGACACCGCUCUGAAAGAAUACAAAAUCGAUGAGAAAAACUUUGUCGUGGUCAUGGUUACAAAGCCUAAACCAGCCACUCCUCCACAAGCAGCCCCUCAGCCGACCCCCCAGCCCGCCCCAUCCUCAGCCCCACCCUCAGCGCCGGCCCCCGCCCCGACACAAGUGCCCUCCACGCCCACACAUACAGUGCCUGCAGCCACGCCCGCCGCUCCCCCCAGCGCCACACAGUCAGUGCCUCCCUCUGAAGCCCCGGCCGCAGAACAAGCUCCAGCGGCUUCUCUCGAGGCGACUGCGGACACGAACACAGCUCCGAAUUCGGCCCCGGCCCCGGCUGCCGUCACGGAGGCCGCCGAGGCUGUCCCGGCCCCUGCAGACUCCGCCCCUGCUGCCCAACCCGAGGAGAAGCCCAGGGAACAGCAGGCGGAUCAGCCGUCUGUCACCCCGCCGGUCGAUUCCUCUGCUUCCAGACUCGUGGAUGAACUGGGUCUCCUCGAGGAAGCCGCGUCAAUACUGGUGACGGGACAGGCGUACGAGAACCUGGUGGCAGAGAUCAUGUCCAUAGGCUACGAACGGGAGCAGGUAGUCAACGCACUGAGAGCCAGCUACAACAACCCAGACCGAGCAGUCGAGUAUCUGCUGACGGGUAUUCCACCAGAGCCCAGCGAUCUGCCGCCUCAGGAGCCGGUUACACACAGCGCUCCAUCCAACCCCCCCGCCCCCGCCACACAGCAACCACAGCAGCCUCCAGCACCCUCCAACACAGGGACAGCGCCUGCCAGUCAGCCUCCCUCUGCAGGCGGAGGUUUGGCCUCCACCGGGAACCCUCUGGAGUUCCUGAGGAACCAGCCUCAGUUCCAGCAGAUGAGACAGAUCAUCCAGCAGAACCCGGCGCUGCUGCCGGCCCUGCUGCAGCAGCUGGGCCGGGAAAACCCACAGCUACUGCAGCAAAUCACACAGCACCAGGAGCGCUUUGUCCAGAUGCUGAACGAGCCACGCAGCGGAGACAGCGGAGGGGAGGGCGCUGAGGCCCAGGGGUCGCCACACACCAACUACAUCCAGGUCACCCCGCAGGAGAAGGAGGCCAUCGAGAGGUUAAAAGCACUGGGCUUCCCCGAAGGCCUGGUCAUUCAGGCCUACUUCGCCUGUGAGAAGAACGAGAACCUCGCCGCGAACUUCCUGCUUCAGCAAACGUGGGACGACGAGUGAACGGCGUGGCCGCGCGACGCCGUUCAAACGAGGGCUACAGAAUGUAUGACAGUGCUACACAAGGUCCACUGGAACGAGGAGACGAGGGGGAAGAGGGGGAUUUAUUUGUUUUCACACGUGACUGUGGUCUGGCCUAAUCGACGAUGAGAUAAUGAUGAUGACUGUGGUAAUGAUGAUAGUGAUUAUGAGGAGGAGGAUGAUGAUAAUGAUGAUGAUGAUGAUGAUGUUUAAAGUUAGCUAUGCUGCCUACUCUCCAUUCUGCUGUGAUGAUCAUCAUAGGAGCUCACACUGAGCCACGCCUCACUGCUGCUAUCUCAUUACCGCUGCUGCUUGUGCUGCGUGAUCACAGUAAGACAAGUAAUACAACCAAUUUCUUUCACUUAACUGAGAAAAAGGCAACACUUUGCAUCGCUUUCCAAAUCCAACAUGUCUUUUUUUUUUUUGUCUUUUUAAAGGUGUAUUCUGCAUAUUAAACUCUUAGGCUGCCCGAGGGAGGUGUGUUUUACUUCCAGACCACUUAAAAAGAAAAUGUUGACAUCUGUAUACAGUGUAUAUGUAUAUAUUUAAGCCCCCAUGUCUGUGCAAAAACUUCCCUCUGGCAACGACUUCCUAAGCCACUACAGAAACAAGGAAAAUGCUGACGUGUUCAUAUUUUCUGCAUGACAAUACAGUUACAAAAAAAUGUCCUUUUUGUCAGUCUCACAUGUUGGAUUUACCUGAAAAUCUGAUGCAAACUGUUGACAGUUUAAAGGGAGCUAGCACUGCUUUAUGUUAAAGUUCAGGUCUGAGCAUUAUACCAUCGUUUUCUUGGACUGCCUCUGUCCUUGGAAAGCUGAAAUCCCAAACAUGAAAGAUAACCACAGACCUAAUGUGACUAAAUAGCACAAAUCCCUGGUUCCAGUAGUGUUUUGACUUUUCAUUCGGCAUACAGAUGUGGUUUUGGGGGUUGCACACAUUCAGUCGACAGUGGAGUCUGCAAGGCGGCAGAAAUCGCUGCAGGAGAAGUAUGUGUUUUGACAAUAAAAGUGAGAUUUUACGCUCUUUUUUUCUUUUUUCAUCUUUUUUAAAAAGAUAGAUUGGCAAAGGUUAGCUGAAGCAUAGACUGAAUGCAUGAAACCACUUACACACAAGCUUUAUGCUACAAAUGAAUAGUCAAAAUGCCACCACUACCAGAAAAAAACACGAUUCUGCACUGACUAACUUAAUAGCUUUUGCAACUAAAAAGCAUAACAUUGAUCUUGCUACUGUUCCACUGAAUUAGUUGUAUAAUGGCAGUGGAGGUUAUGCGUGAGACUCAAUAAAGAUAGGUGGAACUGCAUAGUAUUUUUUUGGGAGACGUAGGCACACCCAAGUGCAACAGUCAGUUUGAUUUGUCAUUAAGGUUUUGCAGUUAAAAGUUCUGUUAUGGCGUUUCAUGGGUGAAGGAAUUUGCAAAUAAUAUGAAGUACAAUAUUGCAAGGUUUUGAGUUGAGUAUUUUGAUUUUUUUUUGAGAAAGAUUAUGUGUUUGUUUGUUUUUUUUUUUCUUUAGCUAAAACGAUCCAACAUAGUCCACCGGUUACUUUCAGACAAUCUUUUUUUUUCUGUUCAGUUUGUCAUUAUAUCAGAUCUUCUAUGCAUCUUAAUGCUGUAAGAGUUUUGAGCCAUCGCUCCACCAUGCCUUAUGGGUUGAACAAGUUUCAUUUAAAGAAAAAGAAAAUAGUACACUAGUUUACAAAGUAGUGUUUGAUCUAUUAUGAAAUAUUUUACAUGUUAUAUUUAUGCAUAGAUGAGUGUCAUAAAAUUGAUGAUCAUAUUCAUUAGAGUUUGGAUUAUAAGUAAUUAACAGUAGUCUUUUGUUUUGAAAGUGGAUUAAAGGGAAUUCCAAGAAGUGCUAGAAGCCAAAACAAAACAAACAAAAAAACAUUUUUCAAGAUUCAGCAUGUGCUUUGCUCUUUCUUCUUUUAAGUUCUUUUCUUUCUUUUUUCCAACUGGGGAUGACUGGAAAUUUUGUAUUAUACUGUAAAUGCGUUAUACAAACUUUGCGUUUGGAAAAUGAGGCACUUUAUUGUGACAAAACGCUGUUCUUUAGUUGUAAAGGGGUUGUUGGUUGCAUGAGUUUGUUACCAAGGGUUAUUUAUAGCAUGGCAGUGGGAUAGUUAUGAUAAAUACCACCUGAGUGGUGUUGUUUUGAUCUUGGUUUCUCUGUUAUUUUACCCCUUUUGUUGAUGUUUUGUUUCCUUUUUUUUGGAUUUAUAAAAAAAAAAGAACAAGAAGAUAGCCUUAAAUACACCACUUGAAGUUUUGCUGAAUAGUUGUGAAAAACUCUUGUUUCAGCGUUGUGUAAAAUAAAUGGCUUUUACAAAGCGGACUAAG
Molecule: messenger RNA, 3876 nt
Organism: Myripristis murdjan (pinecone soldierfish)
Lineage: Eukaryota; Metazoa; Chordata; Actinopteri; Holocentriformes; Holocentridae
Gene: rad23ab
Product: RAD23 homolog A, nucleotide excision repair protein b
Exons: 10
Coding region: 150-1523 (457 amino acids)
Biological process (GO): nucleotide-excision repair; proteasome-mediated ubiquitin-dependent protein catabolic process
Cellular component (GO): cytosol; nucleoplasm
Molecular function (GO): polyubiquitin modification-dependent protein binding; proteasome binding; damaged DNA binding
Source: RefSeq, a predicted model, not a curated record